This is a messenger RNA of Didymodactylos carnosus, 3559 nucleotides long. NCBI's taxonomy places the organism in Eukaryota, Metazoa, Rotifera, Eurotatoria, Philodinida, Philodinidae. The record is from the annotation of a GenBank genome assembly.
AUGUUGAUGAUAAAUAACAGUCAGGCGACGGAAAUUUAUGGUCAAGAGACAACCGAGUACAAUCAACAAUAUCAACCGAAAAAAAUGGCUAAUGAAUUGCAAUCAGAAGAACUGGCAUCAUGCUUUAAGUUCUGGUAUAAGUUAGACGAUAAAUACGGUGAGUGCGCUGAAGAGAUAACGGAAUUAGAUCAUACCACAGAGCACUGUAAUCGACUAACGGCUGCUAUGACGACCACAGACAAUCGGGUUGAGAGUAGAGCUACAAACAAUGCAUCAUCAUCAAAAUAUUUGAUUUUUUGGCUUGAUUGUACAAAUAAUGACUCGCUGUACAAAACAACACGUCAUUUGCAAGCUAUAUAUUUUAAUAAUCCUCAAAAAUGUUACAAUUCUCUAUUGAACAACUCUGACAAGAAACUUUUUUUGAUUUUAUCUGGUGAUAUUGACGAGGCACUCUUGACACAUAUUUCCGCGACGGAACUUGUUGAACACGUUUACAUAUUUUCUUGUCCUAAAACAAUACCGAUAAAACAAUACUAUCCAUUAGUUCCCGACCCAUUUGAUCAGAUGGAUGCUAUGUACGCACGAAUAAUCGAAGAUUAUGUUGCUUCUUGUCAGACAGAUCCACUAAUGUUUAUGGUCAUCAACAAUAGUAUAAAGCACAAGUCUUUCCAACAACUGAACACUGACGAAGCCUCGUUUGUUCAAAUGCAGUUAGUAAUCAAUGGAUUGCUUGAAGUGAAAUAUUCUCAGAAUGCUAUAAAUACUUUGGCUGAUCAUUGUCGACGAUUGUUCAAAUCUAACAGAGAAAUUUUAACGCAAAUCGAUAAAUUCGAAAAAUAUUAUCAGCCAGAGAAAGCAAACGAAUGGUACCGAAACGAUUCAUUGCUAUAUCGAUUAUUGAACAAAGCUCUACGCUCGAAUGAUCUUAAUGUCUUAUUUCAACUCGGAUUUUUCAUAUCUGAUAUUCAUAGUCAACUUUGGAAAUUGAGCAGAAAAUAUACUUUAAAUACUGCUAACACAUUAACUGUGUAUCGUGCACAGCUCCUAGUUUCCGAGCAGUUUGAACGAAUACAAAACAAUAUUGGUGGAUUAAUAGCGAUGAGCGGCCUUAUUUCAACAAGUGUGAAUCGACUAGUAGUUCGACAAGAUUUAAUUGAAACUUCCGAAACAUUUCCGGAAACGAAAUCAGUUUUGUUCAAAAUUUUCGUUGACAAGACAGUAUGCAUACGACCGUUUGCUGACUUGAGCACAUUAAGUCAUGCGCAGUCUGAAAAUGAAGUUCUCUUCUUAACUGGUUCCGUAUUUCGAAUCGUAUCAGUGUCGGAGAAAGAUAAUUGCGUUCAUUUAUCGCUACAGGAUAAUGAACAAAUAGAAAUAUUUGAUUGGAUAACAGGUAAUAUUGGGGAAGAGCCGAACUUGAUUGCGGUGGGAAAACUCUUGAUAUCACUUGGACAAACAGAAAACGCCGAAAGAUAUUAUCAAAUGUUAUUGGAUAGCCACUUGUUAGAUAAUGGUGACCCGACUUUAGUAAUAAAAUCAAAAUGCUAUUCAGCUAUGAGUAUGAUUUACAACAGUCGUGCUUUACGAAUGGAAAAUAGUGACAUUCUAUAUGGUUGUCAUCACUAUAUUAUGGAUUUGUAUGCUCAAAUAAAAGAAGAGAGGAGCGCACAAGCGGUUAUAUUGCCGUUAUAUCGUAGACAAUGGAUAUCACAAGAAGAACUGAAUGCUUUGAAAAAUCAUGUCACUGCGUUCAAUCCGUCAAAUUGUUUUAUAUCACUAUUGAUAGAUCAAAAUAUUGCUGCGCAAUUUGUUCAAAAUACAGCAAAGAAAAAUGAUACCGAAAACACAGUUUUGUUUGAAGCCAUCGUUGAUUCAGCGAUAAAUGCGUUUACUGAUGCACAAAAGUAUAGUCAAUUUGAGGAUGAGUAUGCGACUCUUUUAUAUCCUGGCGCUAUGUUCAUAACUGAAGAUGUUGUAAAUGAGAAAGAGUUAAAUGAAUGGGAUGUGCAUUUGACAGUAGUAGAUGAAUCGUCAAAAGGUGUUUGGAAAGAAAUUGACGAACUUAACUCGUACAUUUCAUUUGGUCAUGUGCUAGACGUGCGAUGUCAAGUGGAAAAGACGGAAAAUUGUUUUGGUACUUUGCUGAAGAUACGGCCAAGAAAGCAUGAAAACGUUACGAGUGCCAUCCAAAGCAAUUUUUACGCACAUCGAAUAAACUACCGGCGCCUGCUAGCACUAGCGCUCCUGACUGAAGCAUCGGUCGCUUACCGAUCGAUAUCGCCAUUUAGUUCGUGUCUGCGCAGAGUUUUCUUAUCUACCUGGAUCGAUUACCUAUACGCAGACAAGCAAGGCUUUGGUUGUGCCACAGAAUAUGGCCAAUGGUCGCGAAUGCUGAUCAAUAAUCAGCUGAUUAGACGAUUGGAUCACAACAUUGGUGCUCAUAGAAAAAGAAGUGGCUUUGAUGUUUCUUUUGAUUGCUGUGCAAAGAAAAUGAAAAUUGAAGAAAAUAUACUGUUAGCAAAUCGUCACAGACGAUAAUGGCAGAAAUACUGGACUAAAGUAGGGUUGACAGAAUAAACACUUGCUGUGAUUUACUUCAUUAAAUACAUCCAUCGAGAAAUUUCGAAGACAUCAAAAAUGGGGAAAAAUUUACGAAAGCAAAAGCUUGAGUUUAUUUAGCAUUUUGAGCAAAAACUUGAAAAAACAUUUUCGAAGAACGGCGUAGAAUGCUGGAAGUGGAUUCAUUUUAUAGUGCAGUCUUUCCUCUACAUUAGCCUGUGUUCAGCGCAAAAUAGCACGUUUUUCUAAAAAGGAGAAGAAGUUACUUCGACUUUGGUUAGAUGCAGGACAUGAUCGAAAAUUCGAAAUAUUUUCUUGAACAUAGAUGAAAUCGUCAAAUUUUAUGGUAUGAAGUAGCUUUUCCGUAGAAAUUCGAAAUUCUUCGGCAAAUUUCAGGCCUGAGGAGGACCAAAGGCUUUAUAUUGAGAAAAGUUUGUUUAAACUUUUAUGUCGAUACAUUGCCUAUCCAUAGGCUGCUGUGUAAACUCUUGCCGUUUGCAUGACAUAUAGAUAUCACUCUUGAAUCCUGAAUUUGUGCUGGUGGUACUGCAUGAGCAGUUAUGGAAUAACAAGUUGGUGUGCGCUUUGGAUGUUCUACUUCUGGUUUUAACCACGCAGUUGUUGUGACCAUGUCUCCAGUUUUUGAUGCCUUUUACAUAGAACUUUAACGGGUGGAAAUAAAAAACAUCGAUUGUUGCUCAUUGAAUGAUUUUGUUAUUGAUUGUUGUGGAAACAAUGUGAAUAAAAAGUAUUAUUAUUGUUGUUGCUUCUGAACUAGACUAAUUAUAAAUGAUGUUCAUCUUUUCUUCAAAACUGAUUUUAUUUAUAACUCAAAGCUCUUGCGGUUAACUCCUUCUUCUGAUCCGGCUAGCCAAUAUUCUAAACAGAAUUUUAUGCUCGUUCACCCUAUGACUUUGACACGAUUUUUAGAAUCCCCUGCAUGAAGUUCCUGUCAUGCUCCAACUUCUGAGAACAACAACAUCCUGUUUUAAACGCGCUG